AUGGGCAACAAGGUGAGGCAGGAGCGGGAAGAGGUGAGGAAAAAGGCUCAAGAGCCAAAGGCGGUAAAUCGGGAUGGGACGGUGAAAACAAAUUCCCAUCGAGCGAAACAAACAGAUUUACAAAGCCGUUUACAGCAUCCUCGUCUCCUCUGGCAGACUGAGCAGGCCGCCGAAGGAGUCAGAAAGGCACGAACUCGGCGCGGACAAGACAAGGUAAAGAGACUGGACCAUGGCCAGCCAAGGUGUCCACAAGGAAAUUGA
Paracoccidioides lutzii Pb01 is the source of this 261-nucleotide messenger RNA. RefSeq lists its product as hypothetical. Bases 1 to 261 code for a protein of 86 amino acids. The record is from RefSeq and is a predicted model, not a curated record. The transcript has a single exon.